AUGCAGCAUUGUUCUCUUCACGAUGAUAUCCCUUCUAAGAUUUCCAUUCAUCGCCAAAAGCCAGAACGACCUUCAUUUAUCCAUUUUAUGUCAAUAUUGCCAUACAUGGAUGAGCUGGAUGAGUACCCUAUUUGCAAACAAUGGUUCUGUGAACUUUACUUCACUCCGCUCCAAAUCUUUCUGUUAUUUCUGUUAUUUGGACGAUUCACCUUAGCCAUCAUAAUUCUCUUACUUGGUUUGAAGAUGGAGAAAGAUUUUAUGCGGACCAUAACAAUGGCCAUAUUUAUUCCAAUGACAUUCUGUGAAAUUUUCAACAUCUAUUGUGAGGUAGUUGCCUAUUUGAAUCAGUUUUCAGCAACUGAGGAGCAGUAUACAUAUAUUGCUGUCACUUUUCUGGAAUGGACAUAUAGUUUUCUCUAUGUGAUUUACGAUUAUGUACACUACAAUGUGCUAAUCCAACUAAUUCUGUUGCUAUACUGUUGUAGACUAGCUUAUCAGAAAGAGGAAAUUCUCAGUGCUUUUCCAAUAAACACUAUUUGCUUGGUCGUACAAGUGCUUCCGUUCUUUCUUAGUGUGCUAUACUAUGUAACCGAUGCAACAGCUAAUACUACACUGCGGAUACUAUCAAUUGCUUCACGAGUUGUGAUGAUUGUAUGCUUUACCAUACUCACCGUACAAAUUUUCAUGUCUUUUCUGCUGCUGUGCCGUGUUCUUCCAUACACACAUGCAAACUCUACUGAUAUGCAGUUACGAGACGCUCGGAGUCGACUAGCCUGGACGCUCGUCUAUCUCAUUCUUCCUUAUAUAGCACUAUUACCUUUCUUAGUCAAUGCUUUCGCAUGGCUGAUUGCAUUUUCGGGUAAUCCUGGUGUCACUACUAUGAAAGUACAAACGGUUUGCGAGAUGCUUGAAUUUAUCUUCCAUUUCCAUCGCCCGUUGUGGAUGACGGUUAUUACAGUCGCGUUUUUGCCUCCUUACAGGAGAGCUAUGCUGUUAACAGUAAUCUGCUGUGGAUGUUGCCCCAAGAUCACUGUCGAACCGCUACCAAGAAAACCACAAGAUAUGAGUCUUAUGUAUCGAUAUGCAGACAUAUGA
Cylicocyclus nassatus is the source of this 1095-nucleotide messenger RNA. The record is from the annotation of a GenBank genome assembly. NCBI's taxonomy places the organism in Eukaryota, Metazoa, Nematoda, Chromadorea, Rhabditida, Strongylidae.